Molecule: messenger RNA, 1652 nt
Organism: Gloeophyllum trabeum ATCC 11539
Lineage: Eukaryota; Fungi; Basidiomycota; Agaricomycetes; Gloeophyllales; Gloeophyllaceae
Product: NCS1 nucleoside transporter family protein
Exons: 4
Coding region: 54-1652 (532 amino acids)
Biological process (GO): nucleobase transport; transmembrane transport
Cellular component (GO): plasma membrane
Molecular function (GO): nucleobase transmembrane transporter activity
Source: RefSeq, a predicted model, not a curated record
UAAAGUCGCGUCGGGGUGCCCACUGGUGCUCGAGCGCCCGCUCGACUGCAACCAUGGGUCUCGCAGAGUGGCUGCAGGUCCCCAUCGACGACAACGCCGCCUACAAAAACGAUGUCUGGACGAACAGGGACCUCAUCCCCAUCCCUGAGGACCGCCGCACUUGGGACAUCCUGGGCUAUCUUGGUUAUUGGGUCGUUGGCGGCGCUUGCAUCAGCGCAUGGACUACAGGAUCCACCAUGCUCAGCUACGGCCUGAACGCCCAGGAAGCCAUCGGCGCUGUCGUCGUCGGCAGCGUCGUCACCGGCCUCCUUGCCGUCUCCUGUGGCUGGAUGGGCGAGCGCCACAAGAUCGGCUUCACCGUCUCCAGCCGCUUCAUCUGGGGCAUGCGCGGCUCCUACUUCCCCGUCCUCUGUCGCAUCUUCACCGCCUGCUGCUGGACCGGAAUCCAGGGCUACUGGGGCGGCCAGGCCACCCGCGUCCUCAUCGGCGCCAUCAUCCCCGGCUUUGCGCACAUGAAAAACACCCUCCCAGAGUCCGCGGGCAUCACCACAAACGACCUCAUCGGCAUGCUCAUCUGGUACGCCGUCUUCGCGCUCACCAUCUCCAUCCCGCCCGAGCGCAUGCAGCGCCCCUUCUUCCUCACCUUCGUCCUCUUCGCCGGCACCGCGUUCGGCAUGCUCGCCUGGGCCGUCGCGCAGACCGGCGGGUCCGCAGGCCCGCUCUUCCACACGCGCAGCGCCGCGCCGCAGGGCCGCGGCUGGGCGUUCAUGUUCGGCGUCACCAGCCUCCUCGGCUCAUGGGGCGCGGGCACGCUCGGCCAGAGCGACUGGACGCGCUACGCGCGCCGCCCGCGCGCGCCGACGCUCUCCCAGGUGCUCGCGGCGCCGCUCACGAUCACGCUCACCGCGCUCAUCGGGAUCGUCGUCACCAGCUGCGGGCAGGCGGUGUUCGGCGAGGUGAUUUGGAACCCGAUAUACAUGCUCGCGGCGAUCCAGGAGCACUACGGCUCGUCGCCGCGCGCGCGCGCGGGCGUGUUCUUCGCGAGCCUCGGGCUCGUCGCCAGCCAGCUCGCGAUCAAUACCGUGCUCAACAGCGUGAGCACGGGCAUGGACAUGGCGGGGCUCGCGCCGCGGUACAUCAAUAUCCGCAGAGGCGGGUACGUGCUGUGUGUCGUCGGCCUCGCGAUCAAUCCGUGGCGGCUCGUGGGCACCGCGAACAAGUUUCUGACGGUCCUCUCGGGCUUUGGCGUCUUCCUCGCGCCGAUGACGGGCAUCCUCCUCGCGGAGUACCUCGUCGUGCGCAAGCAGAAGCUGCGUAUGAGCCACCUCUACCGCGGCGACUCGGGGAGCAUAUACUGGUAUUGGCACGGCUUCAACCCGCGCGUGGUCGUUCCGUGGCUGAUGGGCGUGUGGCCGCUGAUGCCGGGCUUCGUCGCGGGCGUGAACGGUGCGCGCGUCGCAGCCGGCUGGACGCGCCUCUUCAACCUCACCUUCGCCGUCGGGCUCGCCGUCAGCUUCGUCUGCACGCUGCUCGUCGACUGGGCGUUCCCGCCGCCGCACCUUGGCGAGGAGGACGAGUACCAUCCGUUUGUGGAGGAGCAGGAGGAGGGGGAGGAGAAGAAGGGCGUGGAGGUGGAGGAGAUUGUUGUAUGA